UUCGGGGUCACCAGUGUGCCCUCCUCUCCGGUCCCUUUCUUACUUCUCCUCGCUGCAACAACAAGGGAAAUAGUCUGCCCUUUGUAAUAUCUAAUACCACCCGCAGUCGCUCGUUUGUCUGCAGAUACGGAAAGGACUUAUCAACCGGAUUACCUUCUACUCUCGUUGUUGAUAAACAUACCUCUGUGUUGCUCCAGGCGUCGGUCGUUUUCUUUUUUCAUAUCAGCAAGCAACUAAGGAUAUCUCAAGGACACAAUGCGCGCCGCUACACUUGCUCUGGGGGCCUUGUCCCUCGGCCUGGCCCAGGCAUGGACGUAUCCUGACUGUGACCCUGACAACUGCUACAAUGAGAUGACAGACGAGCGGUUCUACGGACAAGUCAAGGAGUUUUGCCCUGGGUUUUUGGGUGGAAGCAUUAAGAAUAUCCCGGAUUACCUCGAAAACUGCGACAACGACCGCACGGCUGUUAGCUCAGCCUGCUCCUGCAUCACUUAUACCGCAACUCACACGACCGGGGCCCCUACUACCCAGACCAGUGUUCCUGCCGUGACGACUACGGCCUCGGACACCACGGUUGCGCCUACGACCUCUAUCCCCGACAUCACUCAACCGCCCUCUUCUACCGUAACGAGUGCCCCGCCCACUUCAUCCACGACUACGGAUGAUGAUUCUGAUUGUGAGGACGAGCCUGAGACUUCGACGGACGUUACUGUGCUGCCCUCUUCCUCGGCAGUUAGCACCUCGGCGACCAUCACCGUUCCCCCCUCUUCCUCGGCUACUAUCACCGUUCCUCCCAGCUCGGCAGUGAGCUCCGCUCCUGUCUCUUCGACCACCGAUGAUGAAUGCACUGAUGACGAGCCCGAGACUUCGACUGACGUUACCGUUCCUCCCUCUUCUUCCGUCACCAUUACUGUUCCUCCCAGCUCGGUAGUGAGCUCCGUUCCCGUCUCUUCGACCACCGAUGAUGAAUGCACCGACGACGAGCCCGAGACUACAUCUUCGGUUGUGGUGGUUCCCUCUUCGUCCAUCCCCGUUACCAUCACUUCCGCGGCCCCCGUUCCAUCUACUACUUCGGCCCAGGAGUCCGGCACCACCGAGUGGACGACCAGCACCAUCGUCACCACCACCACCCGCACAAUCACGCAGUGCCCUACCACUGUCACCGACUGCCCUGCUCACUCAACCACCGUGACCACUGAGACCAUCACCAUCGGUACCACUGUCUGCUCUGUUACUUCGACCGCGUCCGAAUCCUCGGUCCCCUCGGUUACCGUCAUCCCCAGUGCAACUUCUUCGUCGGUCCCAGUUGGCAUCACUUCUGCGGCCCCUGUAUCCUCGACCUCCAAGGCUCCCGUCGAAUCUUCUUCUGAAUCCUCCACCGAGUGGACGACUAGCACCAUCAUCGCCACCACCACCCGCACAAUCACGCAGUGCCCUACCACCGUAACUGACUGCCCUGCUCACUCCACCACCGUGACCACGGAGACUAUCACCAUCGGGACCACCGUCUGCCCUGUGACUUCUACCGCUUCCGAAUCUUCGGUCCCCGUCACCGUCACUUCUGUGGUCCCUGUGCCCUCGACCUCAGUCCCCAUUACUAUUACUUCCGCGGCCCCUGUUUCCUCGACCUCGGCUGCUCCCAUCGAGUCUUCGGCUGAAUCUUCCGUCGAGUGGACGACCAGCACCAUCGUCACCACUACCACUCACACUAUCACCAAGUGUCCCAUCACCGUUACCGACUGCCCAGCUCACUCGACCACCGUCACCACCGAGACUAUUACCAUUGGCACUACCGUUUGCCCUGUUGAGCCUACUUCCUCUUCGGUUCCCGUCACCAUGCCCAUCUUCACCUCCUCGGCUCCUGUGACCAUCCCCAUCGUCACUUCCUCGGCUGCUCCCAUUCCGAGCUCCAGCGCUGUGGUGGUCCCUCCUCCCGCUCCCAGCUCCAGCGCCGUGGUGGUCCCUCCUCCCGCUCCCAGCUCCAGCGCCGUGGUGGUCCCUCCUCCUGCUCCCAGCUCCAGCGCCGUGGUGGUCCCUCCUCCCGCUCCCAGCUCCAGCGCCGUGGUGGUCCCUCCUCCCGCUCCCAGCUCCAGCGUUGUGGUGGUUCCUCCUCCCGCUCCCAGCUCCAGCGUCGUGGUUGUUCCUCCUCCCGCUCCCAGCUCCAGCGUCGUGGUUGUCCCUCCUCCUGCUCCCAGCUCCAGCGCCGUGGUGGUCCCUCCUCCCGCUCCCAGCUCCAAUGCUAUCGUCAGCAGUGCCGCCCCCGUCCCUGUUCACAGCAGCAGCACCACUUCUUCCGCUCCUGUUGUUUCGGCUCCUCCUGCCAUCAGCUCUACCAUCAGCUCCAUCGUUGUCGUCCCUAGCUCCAGCGCCGUCCCUCCCCCACCUGUGGAGGCUGGCGCCAACGCUGCGGCGAGGAGUGGGUUGCUGGGUGUUGUCGGGUUGCUGUUCGCUCUUCUUUAAGAAAGGAAUGGAUAUACUUGGUACCCUAGUCAGGAACCUAGGAACCCAGAAAAGCUACGAUGUGGAGGAUGACUUUUUUUUAAUGAUUUUGGACAUAUGAAGGGAAGGAAAGGAUGUUAUUAGGAUUUGAAUCGUUGGACAUAUAUGCACAUCAUAUAAUAUGACACGACAUAACAUAACAUAACAAGGACAAAAAGUUACCUUUCUUGUGUUUAUAUUGGAAAUUAAAUGGUGUUUUUACUUUUUUUACUCAUAUUUCUUCUCUUUUCCAUUUUUGUGCCCUGAUCAGUGCGACAGCUUGCGUACCUUGCUUGCUCUUGGAGAGAGAGAGUAUCGGCACUUAGGUAGGUAGGUACUCAAAGUUUUUCAAACCCCCAAACCCAAAAAUUGACUGACUCAGUCAGUCAAUUAGUCCCCAAAAACCCAAGCUGUCAACAUGGCAUGGCAUGGCAACUUCCGUUCCCACUCCACGUGGCAGACAUAGUCGUCCUUCCGUGUCUUGGCUUUGUCGUCGUCACUUUUGCCUUUUAAGCCUUUUAGCCUUUUGUCUUUCAUCUUACAAGUACCCACCCACGUCACAUGGAUGGAUGGAAAGUAAGACAUUCAGGGUCUUUGUCUUUGUUACACGGAAUGAAUGUCUCAUAUCUCGCGGGAAUCGGUGCAAGUCAGGAGCACAGCAGCCCAAUGAAAGAUGACCGCAGACCG
This is a messenger RNA of Neurospora crassa OR74A, 3165 nucleotides long. RefSeq names its product anchored cell wall protein 8 (gene acw-8). The transcript is spliced from 2 exons. The coding region runs from base 256 to 2460 and encodes 734 amino acids. Lineage: Eukaryota; Fungi; Ascomycota; Sordariomycetes; Sordariales; Sordariaceae. The record is from RefSeq and is a predicted model, not a curated record.